Molecule: messenger RNA, 610 nt
Organism: Meloidogyne enterolobii
Lineage: Eukaryota; Metazoa; Nematoda; Chromadorea; Rhabditida; Meloidogynidae
Source: the annotation of a GenBank genome assembly
UCUCUCCCGUCGGGGAACAACCCCUACCUGUGACGCUUUUAAGAAAUUUACUUUUUUUAUUUCAAAAAAUUUUUAGCCAACUUUCAAUUUUGCUUUAUAUAGAGGCUUUUGAUAUUUUUGAAGUAAAGUCAAAUAUAUUUAUGGAAAAACUAGAAGAAUUAGAUAUUUAUAGUAAUGAUUUUGUUGUUGAAUUUACUCACAAUAAUUGUGUAUAUUCACGCAGCCAAAUGUUAAAGCCUUUGAGAGCAGCCGAACGUGAAAAUGAUAUUAUUUACCCAGCUAAUUUUAGAGUUUUAACUGACACUUUUAAUGUUAUUCAACCAUUUUUGCUUAUAAUUUUUUAUUAUCCUAUACUUCCAAGUGGACAAACAGAAUUAACAAUACCAGAAUGCUAUGAAAUUAUAAAUAAAAGCUGUAAUAUUUUUAAAAAUUAAUUCUCCCCUCUUCCUUUAUUUUAAAUCUUAAAUUUUUGUUUAGCUUAGAAAUUAACGAAUUUUUUCAAAUAUUUGAAAAGUUUAUUUAGCAAGUAGGGUUCUUCGGUUCUGAACCGAACCGAAGAACCGAGGAUUUUCAGUUCGGUUUCAGAUAUCCAAAGAAUUCCCAGGAACCG